AUGAAAGUCACGGCUGUUGCAACCGUUUUCGCUCUUCUCUUUGCGACGGCCCCAGGCCUGGGCAUUCCUCGCUCCGAUUUGAUCGUAUCGGACGCCACCACUCAACCGCAUGCCCUCCUGAUAUCUGAUUUGGAGAAGCGUCGUGGCGGUGGAGGACGAGGCGGCGGAGGCGGCGGCGGAGGAAGAAGUGGUGGAGGUAGCGGGGGACGAAGUGGAGGCAGCUCUGGCAGCUCUGGCGGCAGCAGAGGAGGCUCGUCUCGAACUGGCUCGUCAAGUAACUCUGGAGGAGCCACUCGGGGCGGAUCUGGACCGCGACCCGCAUACGGCGGAGGCUCCUACUACGCCGGCGGUGCUCGCACUCCUUAUGCUGCCGGCGGAAGGUCACCGUUGGGGUUGACACCUUUCCUCCUGCCAGUAGCCGCGCUGGCUUUCUUUCCGGGGCUUUGGCUGUACGGCGCAUACGCCUACCCUUACCACCAUCACUACAACUACACGGACCAGAAAACUGAUCGCGAUGAGUCCUUGCCCGUGGUCUGCCUGUGUGAGAAACAUUCCGAAUGUGGAUGCGACGACAACUCCAACAACACUUACUACGAGGACCUCUUCAACGGAACCCAGCCGGUCAAUUCUAGUGCGGUCAGGGUUGCCGAGGUGAACGGCACCAAGACAAUCUAUAUCAACGGGACCCUACCUAACGGCACCACGGUGGACGAUCCGUCCGCGGACGAGGCCGCCUCAGCAGCUACGAAAAUGCUUGAAUCCAGCGGAUACUGGAUGGUGGCCGCCAUGGUGGCUGGCACCGUCUGGGGCCUUUAA
Aspergillus melleus is the source of this 816-nucleotide messenger RNA. RefSeq lists its product as uncharacterized. The transcript is spliced from 2 exons. The coding region runs from base 1 to 816 and encodes 271 amino acids. The record is from RefSeq and is a predicted model, not a curated record. Lineage: Eukaryota; Fungi; Ascomycota; Eurotiomycetes; Eurotiales; Aspergillaceae.